Messenger RNA from Microplitis mediator, 7429 nucleotides. RefSeq names its product F-actin-uncapping protein LRRC16A (gene LRR). Bases 420 to 4970 code for a protein of 1516 amino acids. The record is from RefSeq and is a predicted model, not a curated record. Gene Ontology annotation, biological process: cell migration; regulation of Arp2/3 complex-mediated actin nucleation. Lineage: Eukaryota; Metazoa; Arthropoda; Insecta; Hymenoptera; Braconidae. Gene Ontology annotation, cellular component: plasma membrane; lamellipodium. Gene Ontology annotation, molecular function: protein binding. The transcript is spliced from 11 exons.
CAUCGAUGAGUCGCCGAACGUCGACUCUGCAAUGUGGGAAAAUUGUCAAUGAACUUUUACCGUGUGUUUGUUAAUUGAUUGUCAGUUUCGAGAAAGUAUUUUAGAAACUUGUGCCUUGUUUAUUUAUUUCAAAUAUAAACCACUCUAAUAAAUUAGGUCAUUAUGAAUAAACAAUAAUAAGUAACACAAAUAAAUUUUUUAACAUUAAAUUCACUUGUCGCGGGCAACUAUUUUACAAUAUGGCUGCCGAUAAAUUUUCAUCUCCAGUAAUUAUUCAUCUUAAUAAAGGUGCAAUCUGUCAUGUACAAUCAACUUAUCGGAAUGUUUUUCAAUAAAAGCAUACGUGCCAUUUAUAAAUAUUAGAAAUGUGAAUGUUAUUUUAAAUUUUAAAUUUUAAAAGUUAAACUGUUACAGACAACAUGUCAACUCGAUCCCAACUUACUAAAGAUUUGAAUGAAUCAGUAAAAUCUUUACUUGGUAAACAUGUAAAAAUUUUAUUAAAAAAUGUUGUUAAGCUCGAGACGAAACCAGACAAGCAAGAAAACCGGGUUUUGGUUUUUUCUCCUUGUCGACUUUUUUUGUUAACUGCAAAAGUACCAACCAGGAUUGAUUGUCACUUCCAUUAUUUAGAAAUAACAUCAGUUGAGUCAAGAAGAUCAAACCAAUUAUGUCUCACAGCCGGGGAAAGAACUUACAACUUUACAACAACAGGUGUAGGCGGUACAGACACAACCGAAGUAGACGCAAUGAUCGAAGCAUUGCACACAGCUAUACGAAAUAUAUUUCCGACAGUACCAUUAAAUUACGUGAUACGUAAAAUAGAUGUGAUACCGGCUAGCAGAUUGCAGAGUAUUCGCGGCAGUGAAUUGGCACGUAGUACCGAAGCAACAAGAACAACUGGGCCAUGUGGUGGUUUUUCAACUCAAUAUGCCUGCAUGUGUGAUUUACAUUGUGUUCAAUAUCGUGAAGAGGUAACAUGGGACGUAGAUACUAUUUAUUUAUCACACGACACUAGAGAAUUAAAUCUUCGUGACUUUGAUCACUUGGAGCAAAAAGAUUUGGUACCAAUAAUAUCAGCAUUGGAAUACAAUACCUGGUUCACUAAAUUACGAGUGUCCCAUUUAAAAUUGAGCCAUGAGUGCCUCGAACGUUUACUCCACGUCGUACGCCGAUCUCUUUCACUCCAAGAAAUUUAUUUAGAUAAUCUAGGCCUGAAAUGGGAUUUUGCGCACAAACUAUCACUUGCACUUAUAGCUAAUAGUAACACAGUAUUGCACACUAUUGAUUUAUCAAAUAACAUGAUCGAGGACAAAGGAGCCGCAAGCCUGUGUGCUAUCGUCGCUAAAUUAACCCAAGGCAGUCAUCUAAGUGGUAGUCCAGGUAUCGGUAAAUUACCCAAAGGGAUGCAAAAAUUAAAUUUAUCCCACUGCGGAUUAACGGGUAAAGGAAUUGCACAAAUAGCUCAUGCGUUAAGUUUAAAUCGAAGUAUGCCAACUAGUUUACGUUAUUUAAAUUUAUCGGAGAAUACCUUAAAAGACGACAUUAAUAAUCUAUGUAAUUUUUUGGCUCAACCCAAUAGUUUAACUCAUCUAGAUCUUGCUGGCACAGAUACAACACUUGAGUGUUUAUUCGGUGCUUUACUACGUGGCUGUGCUACCAAUCUAGUCCAUUUAAAUGUAGCACGGAAUUCAUUUACAAGUAAAAAAACCAAAGAAAUACCUCCUAGUUUUAAACAAUUUUUUACGGCGACCUUGUCGCUUAAGUAUUUAAAUAUUUCGUACUGCAAAUUACCAUUGGAAGCAUUGAAACAUCUCUUGCUGGGUCUUGCAUGCAAUGAGAGUACCGUUGGCCUUGAACUGGAUAUGAGCGGUAAUAAUUUAGGAUCACUGGGAGCGCAUGUUCUCGAAUCAUGUAUUCAUGGUGUGCGUUGUCUCGCUUCACUUGAUAUAUCCGACAGUAAUAUGGACGUUGAUUUAGCUCAAGUUAUCACCGCGAUUGGUAAAAAUAAAUCAUUGAAACAUUUGUACAUGGGAAGAAAUACCGUCGGUAUGAAAAGUAAAAAUAUUGCGGUUGUGAUGGACGCUCUGGUACAGAUGAUACAAGAAGACGAUUGUGUUUUACAGUCACUGUAUAUACCAGACUCCCGACUUAAAAGUGAUCUCUACAGCCUAAUAAAUGCUUUAGGAAGUAACACGUGUCUUCAUACCCUUGACAUAAGCGGUAAUCAAAUAGGAGAUCCUGGCGCACGUCUUCUAGCAAAAGCUCUGCAAAUAAAUAAUCAUCUCAAGACAAUAAUUUAUGAUAAAAAUAAUAUAACACUACAAGGAUAUUCAGAUAUCGUCCAUGCUCUGGAAAAAAAUUACAGUGUACGGCACAUGCCCUUUCCAAUUUACGAUCUCCAACCCUGUAUGAAAAUAUCCGCCGAAAAAGCUGAACAGUUGGCUAAGAAAAUUCAAGAUAUGCUUCAGAGAAAUGUCACACCUUGUAAAUAUAGUCCAGGUCAGGCAUUCAGACUCCAGCAGGGUUUUUUGUUAAGUUCAACCCAGCAAGUUGUUGAUAGAUUAGUCGUACAAACUCAGGAUACUAUUAAAACACUAGCUGCUGAAAGUUGUGAUGCAAAUAAUGACAUCAAUCACGCGACCGGUUUAAUCCAAGAUGCCGAUAAUUCAAAGCAAUUGUUGCCGCGGCUUCAUGAAGUUCUGCAACGACGGGAUGAAAAUAAUCCUAUUGAAGUGAGACUUAAAGAAAUAGCUGAUAGUUUGUAUAAAAAUGUUACGGAUUAUUUGCAAGACUCAUUAGAAGCGAUCAUUAAAUGCGCAAACGAUCACUGCCCUACGGUUAUGUCACAGACGGUAACUCGCGGUGAUGAAAGCGAGCCGAUAUCUGUUGAGGAUGAUCUGCGUAAUGUCUGCAGAGGCAAGAAUCAGUUAACCGGUGAAUUUAUUCACAGCGCAAUUGUCGAACAAGCGGGCACUGAUAUUGUCAACAGAAUAAAUGAACUUAAUCUCGCAGUUGCUGCUCAUAUUUCUGACAGGAUAACAGACGAAGUCAUUGAAUCGCUGUCGCGUAGUUAUAAAACCUUGAUAGGAGACACUCAUGAUAGGACACGCUGCAGUACGCCAGAUGUUUUACGGCCGAGUGUCAGUUCAACAAGCAGUGGCAGUGUAAUUGGAAUAGGAGGAAGCAUGAGCAUUGGCAUCAGUUCCGAUAAUGGCUACGGUCUCGCUAAUAAAAUUUCUGCUGUCGAUCAUGCGGAUAAAAUUAAAAGAGAUUCGUACCAAGAUUCCGAUAUGGCGCAUGAGUACGCAACACCUUCGGACUUAUUUAUUGGCAGCUCAAUAAAUUCUCAACAUCCGUCAGACGAUCAAUCUCCUAUGAAGUUGGAUUAUUUAAAUCUCGCCACCCCACACUUGUCCAAUAAACGUAAAAAUUUGCAUGGAAGAAAAUUACGUCCAAAGUCAGUGGUCGAUUCUGUUGAAGGACUUUCAGCUGAUGACAUUCCAGAUUUACUGCCUAGUUUACCAAAAGACAAUACUGAAACCAUUUCAGAAAAUGAACAUUCAUUGACUGAAUCAUUGGAUUCAAUAUCUGAGCUUCCUAAUAAUACGGGACAGCAAUUGCAGCAUCUCGUUAAAUCUCGACCACGACGAACAAAAACUCGUGCUCCGUCACGACCUAUGUUACGCACAGACGUACCAAGAGGUUCUCUGGGUCUUGGAGAAGGUCUUGAUGUAUUUUUUCGACCUACUACACCAACAACUCCUCUUAUUUCUCCAACUAGCGAUGAUAGUUCUUUGCAUACAUUUCCGACUGACGGUAGUCCUAAUUUAUCAUUAACAAGCCAACGUAGUUUUCAACCAGAGACAGAUAAAAAACCUCAUGGUUGCAGUUCGCCUAUUCUUAAGACUCUUCUUGAGCCUACACCACGUUCACGGUCUAGUGAUAAUUUUGAAAAAUUUUCUCCGCUUGCUGGUCGUCGUUCACAAGGUGAUACGCCGUUAACUGCCUCGCCAUUAGCACGUCGAAGUGCUGCUGAAAAUUCACAGUCUCAAGAACCGGAUUCUCGAAAAAUCCGAGGGAUUCACACGGUAUCAACAUCUGGAAGUCCUUUGUCAACACCAACUACGCGUCUGUCACGUGAAUUAUCGAGUAAUGAUACUCCAGAAAUAUCACCGGAUGCUAUUGCAGCGGGUGAUAAUCAUAAAUCAUCAAUUAGAAGCCACGGCAGUAGUAUUUUAAGUACCUCUAUAGACAACGAAAAAUUAAUAAGCGGCCAACCGACGAAUAAAUUCCGAUCGAUUUCAUCAUCUAUCCAAGAAACUCGAAGCGCAUUAAAUACAACACACUCGGAAAUUUGUCCGUCCAAUGAUCAAAAUAAGCAGCAAUCUAAUGCUAGUUCUUUUAAAGCCUCAAGUAAAAUAAAUUAUAAUCUUAGUGGAGAACAGUCUAGAAGUAGUUCAAGUAUUAAUACUGCGAGAAGUAGUAAACCUUUACCACCAGCUACUGCACCAAAACCACGACCAUGGAGCAUGACUGGGGAUAGAAAAUCAGGUGAAUUUAAUAAUUUAUUAAGUGACGGUUCGAGUCCAAAUACAUCGGCAGGAAAUACCCCAGACUCAGGUGAUGCGCUGGAUGAGUCAACUGACAGUGGAGUUAGUGGACCGGCUUCUUUACCGCCUACACUUUCAGCAAGUAGUACUGCGAGCUCAUUAAGUAGUAGCACUGUUGAGAAACGAUCUGUCAGAGAACUUGCCGCAAGUUUGAAUAAAGGAAAAACAGAUCGUAAAGAAAACGAGGAAUCCAUACCCAUUGCAUGGAGAUCAGUACUUCAUCGUUCUGUUGAUCGUACAGUAAACAAGGAGCAAGUACCGAAAAAGGAUGAAGACAACCGGAUUAAUUUUAAGCUUAGACGAACAUCAUUUUUACGCGAUUCAAAUUUCAAUUAUGACAAUGAUGUUGUUGAUGUUUGACACAUAUAUUUUAUCGGUAUAAACUUACAUUCCAUAAUUUUUGCAUCUGUGCCAUUUGCAAGGAAAAAAAAAAACGAUGUCUAUAAAUAAUUUUAAAUUGAUCAAUUUUAUAAAACGGCGGGUUUUAUUUAACUACAAGCCUAGUCAAUCUUCCAUGCAGCUGCGCUCUUAAAAUCUGAUUUAAAUAAUUGUUAUUAUUAUUAUUGUUUUUUUGUUUUUGUUUUAAUUAUUAUGACAAAUCCUAACUAUAAAAAAAAGUUUAAAUUCAUAAUUGCAAUAUUAUUAUAAUAAGUAAUUAAAAAUAUUUAAUAUUGUAGUGAAUAUAAAUGUAUGAAUGAUAUGGGACUUUUAAUUGCAAUUAAAACAAAACAAAUGAAUAAUAGUUAACAAAUUAUAUACACAUAUUCCGUGAAAAAAAAUUUUUGAAAAAAUGUCGAGUCUUUUAAAUUCAAAACGCGACACAACGACCAACUUUUUGUAAUUUUUCAAAAUUCAAGGGACAAAUUAAUUAAGAGGAGGGUCUGUAGUAAUUUUCGUUAAAGUUUUACUGUCAAAAAAAUCCUCUAAAUGAAAAAUUAAGAACGAGGUUCGAUGCAUUGCUCUAUAGUCUAAAAAUGUUCAAUUGCUUAAGAGAAAAACGUGGACAGUUUCCAUGUACUGCGCAAGUGCCACAGGGAUGGUAACAUUCGUCAACUUGAGUUUGAUAGAGAAAAAAGUUCAGACCCUUUUAAUUACUGGAUACUAUAAUUGAGAAUCAGUUUUUUCUGCGCGUGCACUGAAAAAAAUUAUAAAAUUUAUCAUUUUUAAUGGAAACUCUUAAAAAAUAUAGAAGAGUAUAAUACAGUACUAGUUGACCUUGUACCCAAUCAGGGAACUAGUACCCGAUUUCUCCAUGAAUUUGUAGAUCUACUUAGUAAAUAUACAUAUAGAAAUACAUGAGUGAUCGGACACUAGUUCCCUGAUCGGGUACUGGGUGUCUUAUUGACUAAAUUUUACUAAAUAUCAGUAUUCAAAUACAUGGAGUAAUCGGGUACUAAUUAUCUGAUUAGGUACUGAGUCUCUUACUUUACAAAAGUUUAAAAAAUAUUUAACCCAUAAGGGGAAACGUCACUGGAACUCUUUCUCACUCAGAAAAAUAUCUUUGUUGCACUCGUAGAAUAAAUGAGAAUUUUAAAACAAUUUUUCUCGUCGACGAAUUAGUAUUUUUGGCAAUAAGAAAUUUUUAGCCCUAUGUUAAGGUUUUAAAAAACUCUAAAGACUAUUUUAGGCUUCCAAUGUUUGUUCGUGAAAUAAAUUUCAUUGAAAAUUGGUUGGCAUUAUCCCUUAAAUUCAUUUGUAGGAUACAGCCUAAUAUUCUAAUGAAAAUAUCAUGCGCCUUUGCUUUAAAAAAAAAAUAUGUCACCUGUGCAUCGAGAAUAGACUUAUUUUUUAAAUGCACAGUAAUGUAGAUCUACAUUACUGUGCAUUUAUUUGUAAAACUUCUUUUUAUGAGUAACACUUUUUACUACACAUAAUUUUUUUCAAAUGGACAUAAAAAAUUAUGCAUUUGAGGGUAAAAAAGUUGGUCAUUGUGUCAGGUUCAAAAGUUUAAAAUAAACGACUUUCAAAAAUUUUUUUUACACGAGAUGUUACGUUAAUUUUAUUAAUACAUUUAAUAAAAUUAAUAAAAUAUUAUUAUACAGUACAUACGUUCAUGAUAUUUAAUAUAACAUGUACAUAAUAAUAUACACGAUAUAAAUUUUUAAGCAUUAUUAUUAUUAUUAUUAUUAUUAUUAUUAUUAUUAUUUUAAACGUACGAAUUAAUAAAAAAACGGUGGAAUCGAGUCAAUUGUUUCAAUAUAAUAAGCAGUUUAUGAUAAACGUAAAUAAAUCUUAGCUGCGCUGUUUAAUUAUUUUACUUCAAUGAGACUUUAAUUAACGUAAAUAAUAUUAAUAUAUUUAUUAACAAUCAAACAAACUAAAGUAACAAAACAAGAACAAAAAAAAUAAUAAUAAUAACGGGAUCGCUAUUGUGCCAAAAAGUUCCCGCAAAAUUAUCAAGUCUCAUUUUUGAAAAAAUUUGUAUUAUAAUUAUACACAUUUAACAUUUAUUGUACUUGUUUUUUAAAUCUAUUUAUUUAUAAAAUCGCAAAAGACUUGGAUAGCGUAAAAACGGGUCCAUUUAUUAUGAACAAAUUUUAAAUAUUACAAUCAAGUUUUAAUUAUUUACAAGCAUUUUUUAUUUUUUGAAAUUAUAAACUAAUUAAUUGUUUUAAUAUUUUUACUUAAUUAUUUAUAAUGUCGAUGUCAUUGAUGAAUUUAUUUUUAUUUAUGUAAAUAAUAUGAUAAUGUAUUUUUUUUUCUAUUUUUUAAUGUCACUUAUUUUUGUCAGCGAGUUUUUGUAUUUUAUGAUGACGAGUUCAUUAUUACUUUAUGAUAAUUACAUUAAUAAUAGUAUAGAAGAGAUCUAUAAUCAAUAA